Molecule: messenger RNA, 1099 nt
Organism: Drosophila albomicans
Lineage: Eukaryota; Metazoa; Arthropoda; Insecta; Diptera; Drosophilidae
Gene: Nca
Product: neurocalcin homolog
Exons: 7
Coding region: 368-940 (190 amino acids)
Molecular function (GO): calcium ion binding
Source: RefSeq, a predicted model, not a curated record
CGCUUUCAUUUAAAGUAUAUUAAUAAAUUUAGGGACAGUGUUAAAAGUUUCCAGCUGGGAAAUAUGACCUGGCCAGUUCAUAUACAUAUUCGUAUAUGGGAAUAAUCAUUCAAGCAAGCAGACUCUGCAACCACUUUGAAGGCAUAUAAUAAAAUGUAUGUCGAAAUAGGCUGCAAAAUUCAGCUGCCAUAGGAACUUUUCAUCAGAAUCUCGCAGCUCUCGAACACCCUAACGUAAUUUAUAGUAUGUUAUGGUAUGUGUCACAUAUCUUGGCUAAUUCUUAUCAAAAGCGGACAACAAAAACAUAUAAUCACAGGAAUAGAUCUUUAAAAAAUUGAAAUAAUUAUAAUGCAAUCACAUUUCAAAAAUGGGGAAACAAAAUAGUAAACUCAAACCAGAAGUAUUGGAGGAUCUGAAACAAAAUACAGAGUUCACAGAUGCUGAAAUUCAAGAAUGGUAUAAAGGUUUUCUAAAAGAUUGCCCAAGUGGUCAUUUGUCAGUAGAGGAGUUUAAAAAAAUAUAUGGAAACUUUUUCCCAUACGGCGAUGCAAGUAAGUUUGCAGAGCACGUAUUUAGGACUUUCGAUGCAAAUGGAGAUGGGACUAUAGAUUUCAGAGAGUUCUUAUGCGCAUUAAGCGUAACAUCUCGUGGAAAAUUGGAACAAAAACUGAAAUGGGCUUUCUCAAUGUACGAUUUAGAUGGAAACGGAUACAUAUCCAGGCAGGAAAUGCUUGAAAUUGUCACGGCAAUAUAUAAAAUGGUUGGAUCAGUUAUGAAAAUGCCUGAGGAUGAGAGCACACCUGAAAAAAGGACAGAUAAAAUAUUUCGACAAAUGGACAGAAACAAAGAUGGUAAACUAAGCUUGGAUGAAUUCAUAGAAGGAGCAAAGAGCGAUCCUUCUAUAGUGCGACUUUUACAGUGUGAUCCGCAGGCACAUUAGCUUAAAUGUAAAUAGAAAUCAAGCAAUAAACAUUUAAACGUGAAUUCAAUGAAUAUUGUUUUGCAUAAAUAAUAUACUUUAAGCUAAUAAAACGAUAAUUCAAAAAAUUAUGUUAUAUGUCUUAAAUUUUCUUUAUUAAAUAAAGAUCGAAUAAAAAUA